AUGGAUUUGAAAAUUUUAACUAUUGUUUUAAUUUAUUUUGCUUCACAAACUCACGAAUAUGUUUAUUUUUCCGUUCCAUUUUAUCAACAUUUUAACAAUCAUUCAAGUACAUAUGAAUACAGAGAAAGAAUUUAUAGUAAUUUAAAAUUUUUAAUGCGGAAGAUUUCACUAGACUUUCCAGAUGUACCAUAUGAAAGUAUAUUAUUAAAAAGAGAAUUUAUAACCUAUGAAGACAUAAUAAAUGAUACUCGUACAGAUCACAGAUAUAUUCAAGUUCAAAAAAAUGGUAGAUACAAGUAUAUAAUUCUUCCAUUAAAUCAGGUGAUGGUAGAAUUUUUCGAGCAUGAUGGAAGAAGAUAUUAUGCUUGUAAUAAAAGCCCUUUUACAACUUACAGAAAAGCUAGAAUAAAUUGUGAACUUUUAGAAAAAUAUAGUAGUUUAAAAUCACAACACAGACUUUUAGGAAAAGACUUUUUUGCUGGUAGAAUUUGGAGGAAUAAUUGGAGAGAUUGUUAUUAUAAAUGUUUUUCAGAAACACAUUUUCUAGAAUUAAAAAAAAGAUUUUUAAAAGAAUUAGUUAUGUUAAGAAAUAUUUAUAAUAAGCCCAUGAUUUUUUACAAUAAAACUUUAGAAUUUACAGCAGACUAUCAUGCACGAAUAAAUGCAUUGGUGAACAAACUUUUAGUAGCUGGUGAUGAAAAAAGUAAAGUACAUGAAGUUGCUGCUUUUAUUAGUCCACCAUUUGCUAAUUUACAAUUAAAUAAAUGGUAUAACGCAUUAUUAGAGGAACGAAGAAAUAGAAAUAAUAAUAUAAAAAGGAGUAAAUUAGAAUCAAAACAGUUUUAUUUAUUACUUUCUUCACGUAUAAGAGAAGUUGGAUUUGGAGUUUAUUUAUACAAACAAAAAUUAUCUAUUGUAUUAACAUUUAUGUAG
Messenger RNA from Strongyloides ratti, 933 nucleotides. RefSeq lists its product as hypothetical. Lineage: Eukaryota; Metazoa; Nematoda; Chromadorea; Rhabditida; Strongyloididae. Bases 1 to 933 code for a protein of 310 amino acids. The transcript is spliced from 2 exons. The record is from RefSeq and is a predicted model, not a curated record.